AAGACAGACCUCGAGACUCCAACCGGUACCUUUCUGCUCUCGUUCGUUCAACGCGUGGAAGAAGUGCUCGAGUCAACCUCUGGUCAAAAUGAAACUGUUCCUGCUCUUGGUAGUCCUCGGAGUUGGCAUGUCCAGUGCCACCCUCCGCUCGGAAGUGGAUCAGCUGUUGGCGUUCUACCCGAUGGAGGAGGUCCGUGAGAUCUACGACUGGUGGAUCACCCAUGAUGCCGAGGUUGGCGAGAUCUACGCCUUCAUGCAGAGCAACUACGCCAACGAUGCGUGGAGCGUUCUGGUCACCCAGCCCGAGCUGCAGGGAGUCGGAGCCUGGACCGAGGCCCGUGGUGUCAACUUGCGCGAUUAUCUGGACUUUGUCGCCGCCAUGUUCGGCUGGACUCCGCUGCCCCGUGCUGUCCGUAACGGAAAGGCUCGCUCGUGGGCCUCGAUGAUGGAGGAGAUCCGCUCGGUCACCGAUACCCCCGGAGCGCUGGCCCUGGCCAACGAGUUCAUUGCCACGCCCGGAAGCGAGUUCGCUGAGCUGUACCGCAUGACCCAGGAUGCCCGCCCAGCGUUCACCCGCACCAUGAACGACCCGGAAGUGCAGCGUUGGGCCGCCCAGCUGCGUGCCUUCGGCGUCGACAUCGACGGAACCGUCGCCCGUCUGCAGUCCUUCUUCGGAUGGAACUAAGUGGUUAUGAUUUCUUUAUGCAAUAAAACGCUUUGUAUAUGAACAUGUUA
This is a messenger RNA of Culex quinquefasciatus (southern house mosquito), 735 nucleotides long. Its product is annotated as protein G12-like. Bases 89 to 685 code for a protein of 198 amino acids. The transcript has 2 exons. NCBI's taxonomy places the organism in Eukaryota, Metazoa, Arthropoda, Insecta, Diptera, Culicidae. The record is from RefSeq and is a predicted model, not a curated record.